AUGGGACAAGAAAAGCACCUGCUUGUCAGAGAGAAUGGAAUUGCGAUUGGGAUUGAACACAUUGAUGAAUUAACCAAUCUGGCAAAAUCAAAUGUGGCAAAUUGGCUUCAACGAGCCGACAAAGACGCUGUACACGGUGUGGUGGUUGGAAAGAAUUUACAAUUUAUUACUGGCGAUGGACGGCAAGGUUGGAAACAAGAAGAACCAUACGAUGCCAUUCAUGUGGGAGCCGCUGCGGCGAAAAUCCCCCAGGCGGUGAGCGCUGCGCGGGUUCAUUUUUGUCAUUAUUUCUGA
Molecule: messenger RNA, 294 nt
Organism: Echinostoma caproni
Lineage: Eukaryota; Metazoa; Platyhelminthes; Trematoda; Plagiorchiida; Echinostomatidae
Source: the annotation of a GenBank genome assembly